AACAUCGAUGUCGAACAGUGCGAAUUAUUCCUCGUCAUGAAUAACGAGAGACUACCGCUACUUUUCAAAGACUCUGCUAACUCGGAUCUGUCGCUUUUAUUCGCUACAUUGUGCGUUAUCGACAUUUUCGGCGUUUUUCCGAUCAUCGCAUUACCACGCUCGAUUGUGCAAUGCGGAUUGUACGGGAUUCCCUUAGUCCUUGUUGUAUUUGCUUUGCAAAUUUACACAGCCGUUCUUCUUGGAAAAUCAUGGACAAUUGCAACUACUUUGGAUCCACAGAUUUCACGAAAAAAUCGGCAUCCUCUUGCUGCAGUGACAGAAUUAACAUUGGGUCCUCGGGCUAGGACCUUGGUCACUAUAAUCCUGGAUCUUGCAGUAUUUGGUUGCAGUAUACCUAAUUUAUUGGUUGCUUCACAGAAUUUGCAGUUAUUUGGAUUGAAAGUAUCGAGCCAACGAUUUGAUUUAUCUUUUUGUUACUGGCUUUUAAUUGUGGGUCUUCUAUUAUGUCCAAUUAUGUGGCUGGGUAGUCCACGCGAUAUGAAGAUAUUGGCUUCAUUUUCUUCCACAAUGGUCAUACUAACAGCAGUAUUAAUCUGGUGGUGUAUAAUUACCGAUGACCGUGAACUGAAUACCACACCGAUACCCGCUUCUCCUACCUGGGAUAAAUUAAUUUCUGGAUACGGCAUGCUGGCAUUUCAAUUUGACGUUCAUCCGACCUUGAUGACAGUGCAAGUAGAUAUGCGUCGUCCACAGGAUAUCAAUAAAGCAGUUAUAAUUUCCUUCUUAGUUAGCGGUUCGUUAUUUGUCGUUACCACUAGCCUGGCCAUCUGGAAGUAUGGAGGCAGUACAGCAGCUAAUGUUCUUCAAAUGGUACCAGGAAAUAUCAUGAUGAGUGCUGCUAUUCUAUUUGCUGCUGUUCAACUUUGUUUAUCAAGUGCUCUUGGUCAUUCGGCUCUUUUUCAGGAUCUGGAAGAUCAAUGCAAUAUUCAGCGAACUUUCGGAUGGAAGAGAUGUGCCAUACGAUCAGCUGUUGUAUUCCUUGGAGUGGCUGUUGGGGAAUCUGUGCCAAGAUUUGAUAUUGUGAUGGCUCUAAUCGGAGGAUCCUUAACUGGUCCGUUAGUUUUUGUACUCCCUCCAUUAAUGUAUUCUAAAGCUAUUGCUUUAAAAAUAAGGUCUAUGCGACCUUUGACCCCUGAAAUAUAUUCAAAUUCUGAAAGACGUCGAGGCAACGAAGGUAUGUCAACCGAUCCGAGAAUUCAUUCAAGAUCAAUUUACUAUGGUGUUCUAGGCGUACCUAACGCUGAGUAUCAUCGAUAUUCGUAUUUUUAUUAUGACGAUUUGGAAGAAGAAUUUGAAGAAAUCGUAGAUUACGACGAUACUCUAAGCAGUGCAAAGACCAGCGAAGGGCUUUUAAUGACCAGAAGAAGUCAUGAUCAUGAACCGAUAUUUAUAGAUGCUAAUCGACCAUUUAAAGUUUGCAGAAGAACAACAGUUUCUGAAGAAUCAGUUCCAAAAGUAAAGAUGAAUUGCAAUUUUCGAAGAUGGAAUCAGUGGUUCAGUUAUUUAGUUGUAUUAUUUGGUAUCGUUGUUACAAUUUCUUCCACAUAUAUUAACGUUAAAAAUACUAUUCGUUACGUACAAUUCACACCGCCGUGCAUCGUGAACGUCACCGUAGUGCAAAAUUCUGUAUAAAUAAUAGUAUUUUGCAAAACGGUUUACGCAGUGUUUACAUUAUUCAUAAGAAUUAUAAAACUAAUUAUGACAUCUAAUCUUUUAUCUUUGUAUACAUAAACUUAAAAUGCGCGAAAUUUUUGUAAACAACUUUUUAUAAUAUUAAA
Molecule: messenger RNA, 1838 nt
Organism: Osmia lignaria (orchard mason bee)
Lineage: Eukaryota; Metazoa; Arthropoda; Insecta; Hymenoptera; Megachilidae
Gene: mah
Product: solute carrier family member mahogany
Source: RefSeq, a predicted model, not a curated record